UAAAAUACCAUGUGUUAAUAUUAUUACUGUGUUUUAUAUUCAGAUUUUCUAAACAUCCAGUCGUGGCCUAAAGAGCUGAAUGAUCUGUCUGUUUUUUCGAGUCUCACCACCAUUCAAGGGCGGUCGCUCAUUAAGCCUUUCUCUCUGAUGGUGAUACACAUCCCCACUCUGACCUCACUGGGUCUGCGCUCACUCCGCAAGAUCAGUGAUGGCAGCGUGUACAUCAAUCAGAACGUCAACCUCUGUUACCACCACACUGUAAACUGGACACAGCUGUUCAGGAGCCCCAAAGUUCGAGCUGACAACAUCAACAACAACAAGCCACUGGCCGAGUGUGUUGCAGAAGGACACGUGUGUGACCCGUUGUGUUCAGACUCAGGUUGCUGGGGCCCGGGGCCCGACCAGUGUCUCUCCUGUAGGGACUACAGCCGAGAUGGCACAUGUGUGGGCAGCUGUAAUUUUUUCACAGGAGCUACAAGGGAAUUUGCAGGCCCUGAUGGUGAGUGUGUGGCCUGUCACCCGGAAUGUAAGCCUCAGCAUGGGAAAGACAGCUGUACUGGACCGGGUGCAGAUGAGUGUGCGGGAUGCGCCAACCUUCGAGAUGGUCCUUACUGCAUGUCCUCUUGUCCCACUGGAGUAAAUGAUGGACAGAGGGGACUGAUCUUUAAAUACCCCAACAGGGAGGGUCACUGUGAACCAUGUCACCAUAACUGUACACAGGGAUGUUCAGGCCCAGGAUUAAAUGACUGUUUGGAGACUGGUAGACUGGCAGUUAGCAGUGGUCAGAUCACAAACAUAGCAUUGGCUGUUCCGGCCGGCUUGAUUUUUUGCCUGGUGUUGUUUUUCCUGGGUGUGCUUUACCACCGAGGGCUGGCCAUCCGUCGCAAGAGAGCCAUGCGGAGGUACCUGGAGAGUGGAGAGAGCUUUGAACCUCUGGGUCCUGGAGAAAAAGGCACCAAGGUUCAUGCUCGUAUUUUGAGGCCCUCAGAACUAAAAAAAAUCAAAGCCCUUGGCUCAGGAGUUUUUGGAAAAGUGAAUAAGGGAUUUUGGACUCCAGAGGGAGAGACGGUAAAGAUCCCAGUGGCCAUUAAGACCAUCCAGGACAGCUCAGGGCGACAGACCUUCACUGAGAUCACUGAUCACAUGCUAUCAAUGGGCAGCCUGGACCACCCCUACAUCGUCAGGCUGCUGGGCAUCUGUCCAGGGGCCAGUCUGCAGCUGGUUACCCAGCUCAUUCCACAGGGGUCCUUACUGGAGCACAUCAGGCAACACAAGAACAGCCUGGACCCUCAGCGCCUGCUCAACUGGUGUGUGCAGAUAGCUAAAGGUAUGUACUAUCUGGAGGAACACUGCAUCAUCCACAGGAACCUGGCUGCCCGCAACAUCCUGCUGAAGAAUGAUUACCAGGUCCAGAUCUCUGACUACGGUGUAGCUGACCUCCUUUAUCCUGAUGACAAGAAAUACGUCUACACCGACACCAAGACGCCCAUAAAAUGGAUGGCUCUUGAAAGUAUUUUGUUCCAGAGAUACACUCACCAAAGUGAUGUUUGGAGUUAUGGGGUGACGGUGUGGGAGAUGAUGUCAUUUGGAGCAGAGCCGUAUGCCUCCGUGCAGCCUCAGGAGGUGCCGAGUCUGCUGGAGAAAGGCGAACGUCUGUCCCAGCCGCACAUCUGUACCAUAGACGUCUACAUGGUCAUGGUCAAAUGUUGGAUGAUUGAUGAAAACAUAAGGCCGACCUUCAAAGAGCUGGCCAGUGAUUUUACUCGUAUGGCAAGAGACCCUCCUAGAUUCCUCGUCAUCAAGAUGGAAGGAGGAGAAGCAGACUCGGCAGAAAUCCAUCGCAGAGAAUCAGAGCGAGGGCUUCUGGGUGCAGAUUUGGAAGACCACGAUGAGGCAGGAUUGGAGGACGGUCUGGCUACGCCUCCUCUUCAGCACUCUCCAUCUUGGAGUCUGUCCCGUUCACGGAUUAAUUCUUACAGGAGUGGCACGUCUCAGGCCGGACCUAUUGGAUACCUGCCAAUGACCCCCAGCCCUGUGGACAGCUUCCGCCAGCUGUGGUUCCAGAGGUCUCGGCUGAGCUCUGUGCGGACGCUGCCUGACAGGUCAGAGGUCAGGGGGAGCAGCAGAGAAGCAGAGCAGCGUGAGGAAGGUUUGCACAGUGGGAGUUUUCACAGGUCCCGGUUUGGAUCGGAGAGGGGAAACACUCGUAUAUCCAUCGGCCGGCACAGGAAGCUUUCAACCGCAUCAAGUCCGUCCUCAUACAAGGUGUGGACGGCUGAGGAGGAGGAAGAGGUGGACCACUAUGGCUACAUCCUGCCUGGCUCACCUGGCACUCCAGAGAGAGUCCCUAGAUUCUCUCAUUCUGGCCAAAGAAACUUAAAACUGAAGAAUAAUCUGUCUCUCGUGGUGAUAAAUCCUUCCCAGGAGUAUGAAAUCAUGAGCAAAGAGUCUCCUCCUUGUUUAACCAGAGGUGUCUCAUCUCAGACAGCUUCCCCUUCAGAGGCAGUUUGCAGUAAAGCCUCCCCUUUACCUUCUCCGACCCUCAUGGCUUCAUUACCUGCAGAGCACACAGCAGAUGUGGAAACACUGACACCAUUAACAGGUGUGAGGAGAAAGCAAGGAGAUAAGGAUUAUGAGGGAACUUUAAUAGAGCAAAGGGACUCCACAGAGACAAAUCAGCUAUCUGGGGACACUGAGAGACGGAUCAGAGCUGCAGAGGACCAUAAAGAGGCAGCCAAAGUGAGAGGCAGGUAUGAAUACAUGGAUAUCAGGCGUUCUGACUCCACAGAGGUUGAGGAUUCAGGCUGUGAGAGACGUGGGAGUCAAACAUCUGCAGAGAAGGCCGCAGUGGCACAGGAAACAGACCAAAUGGCGGAGGUGUUGAAAACAGAGCACGAAGAGGAAGCGGAAGAGGAGAGGUGCCACGACACAAACAAACAACCCACGCAUCAGGAGAAUCUGAGCGGUGUGGUCGAGCCCACGCCAGAUGUGCUCACAGCUGGAGGAGAAGAGGUGGAGGAGUACGAGGAGAUGACUACAUUUGGAGUGGUGCCCAGAGGGUGGGAGCAGGCAGACUACCAGAACCUCCCAGUGAAGGGGAGAGCUGUUUCUGAGGAGGUGGGCAGCAGCAGGUGUGCAGGGAUCGGGGGAUACAUCAAGGUGUGCGCCGGCAUGGGGGAGCCUGGCAGCAACACAUCAUUUGACAACCCAGACUACUGGCACAGCAGACUCUUCCUCAAACCAGAUGCUGUACGCACCUAAUAACAUGAACUGCAGAAACACUUACUCUCAUAAAUCUUGGUACCUUUGUAAUAUUUUACUGGUUUUUUUUUAUCUGAGUCUCACAUCCAAGAAGCUUUGAAAAAUAAAAAUAACAAAAGAAAUACAAAAUGUAUUUUCAUUUCACAAGAUUAUGGUGCAGUAAAUAAAUGUGAACUGGUACAAAACAAGAAAAAAAAGGUUAUGUUACAAGUUGUGUAGUUUGUAUCAGUAAGAUUUAUGAUAAAUAUUAUUAUUUUUACAAGUAGCCAGUCAUUUGUGUUAUUGAUUUGUGUAGAGCAGACUUUUUUUUUUACAUUACAUUUUCUUGCAAUAUUUUUCAAAUGAAUAAAACAAUGAAAUUUCAUUUCGUCUUGAAAAUGCUCGUUUGUUUUAUAUCCUAUUUUUAUUCCACCGUAAACCAUUAAAAACAGACAAACAUGCGUUUCUCCAACUUGAAGUCAUUGAACGCGACACCGAACAGCAGCAGUAGAAAAUGGGGCGAAGGCACGUGAACGCAUCAGUGACGCACUCGUCUCCGACUUGGUCAAAGGUAGAAUCAAAGAUGAUGAGAGAAGCGAGAGGAUUUAUUGCGUCGUUUUUCCGUUUUCGUUAAAACCCAGCUAACGGUCUACUGGUGGGUUCACUAACGCAUUAAGCAAAGUCCUUUUGAAAGAUCCUUUACACUUCACACAAUAAAGUAAUGCACAUUCUGUAAACCUAAUUAUUAAUGCAUUGAUAAUAUUGUACAUUUCAAUUUAACAAAUCGCUCCUAGACUUUACUAUUUCUAUA
Messenger RNA from Paralichthys olivaceus (Japanese flounder), 4051 nucleotides. The record is from RefSeq and is a predicted model, not a curated record. Lineage: Eukaryota; Metazoa; Chordata; Actinopteri; Pleuronectiformes; Paralichthyidae.